UUUUAUCAUCACCUCCCUCAUCGUUAUUGUCUGGCCUUUUUGCCUUGUUUUUUCUCGCUUUGAGAACUAGCAACCGUCUCUAGGUAUUCGAGUGGCUUCGUUCUUACCCUUCAAUCUAAUUUCCCGGAAAUUUGUAAUUUUCGCAGCAGCGAUGAAAACCCACUCUGCUUCUCUAAUUUUCAUGUCAGCUCUUCUCUUUCUUCUUCUAAGUCUAACAAUUCAUACCAGAGCCGAGGUUAUAACCCUAACCGCUGACACCUUCUCCGACAAGGUGAAGGAGAAAGAUACUGCAUGGUUUGUGAAAUUUUGUGUACCAUGGUGUAAACAUUGUAAGAAUUUAGGGUCAUUGUGGGAGGACCUUGGGAAGGUAAUUGAAGGCGAAGAUGAAAUAGAGAUUGGGGAAGUUGAUUGCAGCACAAGUAAACCAGUAUGUUCAAAAGUUGACAUUCAUUCAUAUCCUACGUUUAAGCUAUUCUAUGAUGGAGAAGAAGUUGCAAAAUAUCAGGGGCUGAGGGAUGUUGAAUCACUUAAGACUUUUGUCUUAGAAGAAGCUGAAAAGGCAGCUACAAAGUCACAGCUUGACAGUGAUAAAGAAUUGUGAUUUAUUGUCAGAUGUGACUUGCGCAUUGAACCAGCACUAGUGCACAUUGUGACGGACUGCCGGUAUAUGCUUUUAUGGACAGCUGCGCAUCUUCAGUAGUUGGGUUCUGGCAUUACAAUUUUGUACUUGGGAUGACUACUCCAGUGAGGCGAAUACCAACUACAACUGAUAUAUGCGCAAUAGCAGCUUGUAUUCGUAAACGAAUUUAAAUACCCGUCAUUUUCACAGGAGAUUUUCUUUGGAUGUUCAUUAGGUUAAUCCAAAGUAUUGAGCAGAUUUAUGUUAUUGUGGAAUUAAGGUUAUCACAAUUAAUUUAUGUUUGGAUUUACAAGAUGUUUAAAUAUGCCAAACAUAUUUAUAUUGAAGGUUUAUUUUCAUUGGUAUCUAUAAAA
Prunus mume (Japanese apricot) is the source of this 993-nucleotide messenger RNA. RefSeq names its product PDI-like 5-1 (gene PDIL5-1). The record is from RefSeq and is a predicted model, not a curated record. Gene Ontology annotation, biological process: protein folding. Gene Ontology annotation, cellular component: endoplasmic reticulum. Gene Ontology annotation, molecular function: protein disulfide isomerase activity. Lineage: Eukaryota; Viridiplantae; Streptophyta; Magnoliopsida; Rosales; Rosaceae.